Hydatigera taeniaeformis is the source of this 198-nucleotide messenger RNA. The record is from the annotation of a GenBank genome assembly. Lineage: Eukaryota; Metazoa; Platyhelminthes; Cestoda; Cyclophyllidea; Taeniidae.
UAUAAUUUAAUUAAAAUGAAAUUAUCGUUGUUGUAUUAUGGUAGUGUAUGUUGUAUAAUAGCUGUAUGUAUGUUUGUAACUUGUUUCGCUUAUAUUGGUAGUGUUAAAUUUGGGGGAGAAAAUCAAGUUGUUGAGCUCUCUGCUUUGGAUUGUUUUUCUAGUGAAACAAUUAAGAUUAUAGGUCAUCAAUGGUAUUGA